Colossoma macropomum (tambaqui) is the source of this 1681-nucleotide messenger RNA. RefSeq names its product growth arrest and DNA-damage-inducible, beta a (gene gadd45ba). The record is from RefSeq and is a predicted model, not a curated record. Lineage: Eukaryota; Metazoa; Chordata; Actinopteri; Characiformes; Serrasalmidae. The coding region runs from base 256 to 816 and encodes 186 amino acids. The transcript has 3 exons. Gene Ontology annotation, cellular component: cytoplasm; nucleus. Gene Ontology annotation, biological process: regulation of cell cycle.
CCAGAUAUAAACGCUGAGUUUCGCUGAUACCCGGCAGAAGACGCUUGUCGAGCACAAGGAACGAGACUAACGAACAGGAUAAACUCGAGCGCAAAGGAGACGCGUUUGGAUUACUAUCUAUCUUGCCUUUUCGUCCACACGUUCGUACUGGAUUUUGUGAUUUUGGAGUCCUUCUUGAGACGUUUGGAUUAUUAUCUCCACACAUCAUGACUCUGGAAGAAGUCGUUGGAUGCGAUAUGGCUGACCAAAAGUAAAAUGGAGACCGUGAGCCAAGCUUUAGAAGAGCUGCUGGUUGCAGCACAGAGACAAGACUGCCUGACCGUGGGGGUUUACGAGUCUGCAAAGCUAAUGAAUGUGGAUCCAGACAGCGUGGUAUUGUGCGUGCUGGCCACUGACGAAGAGGACGAGGACGAUAUCGCGCUGCAGAUCCACUUCACGCUGCUGCAGGCUUUCUGCUGCGAGAACGACAUCAAUAUCCUGCGCGUGUCCGGCUUGCGGCGCCUCGCGCAGGUCCUGGGCGAGCCAAGUGCCGUGGACGUGAGCGGCAGCACCGGCGGCAGCAGCAGCAAUAGCAACAACAACGGCGAGCCUAGAGACUUCCACUGCAUCUUAGUGACUGUAAGCAUCGACUUUCACCUUUGUUUAUUGGCGAUAUUUGAAGCUGAACUGCUUAACUGUAACAGGCGAGAAGUGCUUGGCCCCCUUAGCAUUGCAUACCGUAAUACACGUAAUAGCAGUAACCUUUCGCAUGUUCUAGCUCUUAGCCCGGUGAAUCAUGCAGGACUCCCCCGCCUGAGCUUAUGCGCUAGCUGUUAGCCUUUAGCCGCUAUUUGCAUACACUUUCAAUAUGAUGCGACCAGUUACAAGAACAGGUUGACUUAAUGUCGUUCCUUUUUCUUACAGAACCCUCAAUGCCAGCCUCUCAAGUGCCAGGCGCUCCAGGAGGUGGGCAACUACUGCGACGAGAGCCGCUGCAGGAACCAGUGGGUGCCGUGCCUGUCUCUGCGCGAGCGCUGAAAGCUGACCGGUCGGCGCGUGGGAAAAGGAAGAUUUCAAAAGAAAUGAGCGAUCAACCGCCAUUGCAAACCCGAGAAUGCAAAAGGGGGGCUUUUUGUGUUUUUGGUCACCGCUCUGCAUCAGCCAACGGCGACGAGGCUGACGAGAGAGAGAGGGAGGAAAAGUGCGCUCCACUCUGCAGCCCUGAUUCCGUCCUCCGCGUGAGGGAGGUAGUGGUGGAGGAGGAAAAGGAGGGGGAGGAAAGGCCGUGGUGGAGCGAGCGCGCGCCGUGGUGGAGGAGCCGCACGCGGGGGUGCUCGGUUUCGCCGAGGAAAGAAAACCGAGAAACGGCGUGGCACGACUGUAGAAGCGGGUCUGCUGUGUGUCUUUGUAGGGCACUCGCUGACUCGUGGGACUGAACUCUUGUGAGAGAAAUGUGCACGCGACAAAUCGCUCAUGUGUUUUGGACUUAGAGCCAGCUGUGGACUGCAACUGCUUUGUGUGACUGCAAGAGGGAGGCCAGUGUUACAAGACAUGAUCAUGUCUGUUGGACUCACUGAAUGCAAGGAAACUAUGAAUGGACUUUUCCCUUAGUCUGUAACUUAUUGCUCAUAACUUAAACAGAGUAAUAUAUGUGUGUGUUCAAACUAAUGCUGUUUCAAUAAAUUAUUGUCUGGAAAUGGAA